This is a messenger RNA of Fraxinus pennsylvanica, 2076 nucleotides long. The record is from the annotation of a GenBank genome assembly. NCBI's taxonomy places the organism in Eukaryota, Viridiplantae, Streptophyta, Magnoliopsida, Lamiales, Oleaceae.
AUGUAUAUACCAAGAAAAGGAGAAGCUGGAAGAUAUGCUUGGAUUGGGAUGUUUAUUUCCGAGGUUUUGUUCGGUUUAUAUUGGAUGGUCACUCAGGCAGUUCGUUUGAACGUUGUUUAUCGAUAUCCCUUCAAGGACAGACUCUCUUCCAGAUACGAAGACGAAUUGCCAGGGGUCGAUAUUUUUGUUUGCACUGCAGAUCCUAUGUUAGAGCCUCCAUCAAUGGUAAUGAACACAGUCUUGUCAGUAAUGGCAUACAAUUAUCCACCCGAAAAGCUGAGUGUUUAUCUCUCAGACGACGGGUGUUCAGAGUUAACAUUCUAUGCUCUCUGGGAGGCCUCUAUGUUCUCAAAAUAUUGGAUACCUUUCUGCAAGAAAUUUGCAGUCGAACCGAGGUCACCCGAAGCCUAUUUCAAUCUCAAUAUUGAUUUACAUGAUCCGGUCUCCGCAAAAGAAUGGGAGACUACUAAGAAACUAUAUGCAGAUAUGAAAACUCGAAUCCUUUCUUCCAUUGAAAAGGGUCACCUUUCGGAUGAAAUAAAGGGUCAACAUAAAGGGUUCUCAGAGUGGAACUCUAAGGUCACAAAGAAGGAUCAUCAAUCAAUUGUUCAGAUUUUAAUAGAAGGAUGGAACUUGAAUGCAGUUGAUAUUGAUGGAAAUCCAUUGCCAACACUCGUAUAUGUAUCCCGCGAAAAGAAACCACAAUGUGCACAUAAUUUUAAGGCUGGAGCUUUGAAUGCAUUGAUACGUGUGUCAUCAGAAAUAAGUAACGCUCCAAUGAUCCUCAACGUGGACUGUGAUAUGUACUCAAAUGAUCCAGAUGCAAUAUGGGACGCCUUAUGUUUCUUCAUGGAUGAGAAGCAAGGGCAACAAAUAUCCUAUGUCCAAUAUCCACAGAGCUUUGAGAAUAUUACAAAGAAUGAUCUUUAUUCAAAUGGAGGAUUUACAGCUUUCAAGAUUGAGCUUGCUGGGUUCGAUGGUUAUGGUGCUAUGCCAUAUAUUGGCACUGGAUGUUUCCACCGGAGGGAAAGUCUUUGUGGAAGGAAGUACACUGAAAAUUGUAAGGUUGAAUGGAAUGUCGUGAAAGAUAAGAUAAAGGGAAGAACAAUCAAAGAAUUGGAGGAAGCCAGUAAACUUGUUUCAAAUUGUAGCUAUGAAAAUGGCUCUCAAUGGGGAAAAGAGAUGGGAUUAGUUUAUGGAAUUGCUGCGGAGGAUAUGGUAACAGGCUUAACAAUCCAAUGCAGGGGAUGGAAACCUGUUUAUUACCAUCCCACAAAAAGGGCAUUCCGGGGUGUUGCUCCGACAACCUUAGAUCAACUUCUUGUACAGUACAAGAGAUGGACUGAAGGCAUGUUUCAAAUUUUCCUUUCCAAGUACUGUCCCUUAAUAUAUGGACAUGGGAAGAUCAAAUUUGGUGCCCAAAUAGGAUAUUGUAUGUACUUAUUAUGGGCACCGGUUUCACUACCCACAGUAUAUUAUGUGGUCAUUCCUGCUCUUUGCCUACUCCACGGCGUGCCGCUGUUCCCGAAGGUAUUUGGACUAUGGUUCCUACCAUUUGCAUAUGCAUUUGUUGCAAAAACUGCUUACAGCUUAAUAGAGGACCUAAUUUGUGGCAACACAUUGAAGGGAUGGUGGAAUUCUCAAAGAAUGUGGGUGAUUAGGCGGACGACAUCACAUUUCUUUGCCUCCAUUGACACAGUUUUCAGGCAAUUAGGCUUCUCUGAAACAGGAUUUGUAGUCACUGGCAAGGUGGUGGAUGAUGAUGUUCUAAAGAGAUAUGAGCAAGAAAUCAUGGAAUUCGGAAACUCAUCUAUAAUGUUUACAAUUAUUUCAACACUUGCAUUGUUGAAUCUUUUCAGCUUUAGUUGGGGAAUCAAGAAACUAGCUUUUGGUACAACAUUUGGGGCAUUGGAAAAUUUAAUCCCACAAAUUAUUAUUUGUGGAUUAAUUGCUAUGUUGAAUAUGCCAGUUUAUGAAGCUCUGUUCUUUCGGAGGGACAAAGGAUGUAUACCAUCUUCAGUUAUGUUCAAGUCUAUUGUCAUAGCAUCGGUGGCAGUUCUUAUACCUAUUUACUAG